UGGAAGCGUUUCCAGGGUUCUUGAUCCUUCGAGGCCCUCGAAAUCGCUUCGCAUGUCGUUAGGAUCGGUUCGCAUUCUUCGAAUUGAAUGAAAAACAAAGCGAACCGGAGCUUCAUGUUUCGCUCAGGAAUUUUACCAUUUGUUUGGAGAUCAUAUCAGACAAAUGGGGCUGAAGUUUUCGAAGCAGAGCCAUGGGAGGGCCGAGAAUGUGACCUUAACUCAUGCCCACCAGCAAGUGAUAAACUAUCUUAUCACAAACUUCUUUGUACGUAACUUGGUGUCUAAGAAAAGAAGGCGACUACUUGUUGGAGGCUAUGAUCUUGACAUGUCAUACAUUACCGAUCGCGUAUUGGCAAUGUCGUUCCCUGCAGAACGUAUGCGAGCGGUGUACCGAAAUCCUCUCUGGCAGGUUAAGUCAGUGCUGGACAUGAGACACCAGGGACACUACAAGAUCUAUAACCUUUGCAUUGAAGAAGCUUAUGAUCCGUUGCAUUUUUAUGGUCGUGUGGAGACAUAUCCUUUCGACGACAACCAUGUUCCCCCACUUCAAAUGGUCAAACAGUUCUGCGAGAGUGUGCAUACAUGGCUAUCUCGUGAUCCAAAAAAUGUUGCGGUGGUGCAUUGCAUGGCAGGUAAGGGUCGGACAGGGUUAAUGGUGUGCACCUACCUUGUUUAUAUUGGUCUGUCUGCUGAGGAAGCUCUUCAGCUGUACGCGCAAAAACGAACGACCAACAAUGAAGGAGUAUCAAUACCUAGCCAGCGUAGAUAUGUUGGUUACUGGGAUAACUCACUCGUGUUUCCCAAAGGAGUCGGUGCUGGACCUCCCAACGUGAACUUGCCUCAUCCAUGUACUAGGGCAUUGCGGCGAAUCAGACUCUAUGACACUGUCAACACCGAAUCAAUUUUCUUUGUAAUUUCGGAGCUACAAGAGAUACCUAAUCAGCCAUACCGGCCAUCUAUGGAAGUUACCAAGGGUUGCUGCCGGCAGAUAAAGAAAGGAUUUCAAAGAAACAAUAGCCCUCGGUAUUAUCUUUCCUUCGAUAGAGGCGAGAACGUAGGGGAAUCAGAGUCUGAGGAGCCUCAUGUCGUAGUCCAAAUGGACACCGAAAGCCCCGUACUAUAUCAAAAGACCUGUCUUGACUAUUAUUUCGAUAAGCCCUUACAUGUCACCGGUGAUGUUAGGGUCAUAUUCUACCAGAAAAUGAAAGGAGGGCGUCUCUUCUAUGCCUGCUUCAAUACUGCUUUCAUCAGGAAGAGCUUGCUCCAGUUCUCUUUGCGAGAUUUGGACAAAGUUGCAAGCAAAGGCAGAUCGAUAUGUGGCAAUGCCUUUUGCCUGGAGUUGCUCUUUGGUCCUGCAAAUGCCAAGUCCCCGUUGCUGCCUCUGAGCGAUGAUGAUUUAAGUGACUGACUCCUUUUGAUUUCUCAAAGACAAGUCCACUGGGAGUUACUGCCCCAGUUACUCCAUUCGAAACAUGUCAAUCCUUGACAAGCUUUCUCGAGCUAGUGGCCCUUUCUGAUCAGAGCCUGUGUAGUGCUUCAAAAGGGUUCGACGUGAUUAAUCGGCCUCCUUGCGCACGAGUUUUAAAUGGCCACAAGGCAUAGCAUCAGGAACAAUUUUUGUAUAGUAGAUUUGUUGAAACAUCUCAGAAGAAGCUGAGGAUUCUCUUUCUUAUAUACCUUGCCGUACCUUU
Messenger RNA from Rhodamnia argentea, 1691 nucleotides. RefSeq names its product phosphatidylinositol 3,4,5-trisphosphate 3-phosphatase and protein-tyrosine-phosphatase PTEN1. Gene Ontology annotation, cellular component: cytosol. The record is from RefSeq and is a predicted model, not a curated record. NCBI's taxonomy places the organism in Eukaryota, Viridiplantae, Streptophyta, Magnoliopsida, Myrtales, Myrtaceae. Gene Ontology annotation, biological process: phosphatidylinositol dephosphorylation. Bases 164 to 1408 code for a protein of 414 amino acids. The transcript has 8 exons. Gene Ontology annotation, molecular function: protein tyrosine phosphatase activity; phosphatidylinositol-3,4,5-trisphosphate 3-phosphatase activity.